Sebastes umbrosus (honeycomb rockfish) is the source of this 1527-nucleotide messenger RNA. Its product is annotated as C2 calcium-dependent domain-containing protein 4C. The transcript has a single exon. Lineage: Eukaryota; Metazoa; Chordata; Actinopteri; Perciformes; Sebastidae. The coding region runs from base 1 to 1254 and encodes 417 amino acids. The record is from RefSeq and is a predicted model, not a curated record.
AUGUGGGUCUUUGGGAAGAUCAUGGAGAGCAUGGAGAGCAUUCCUCUGGAGCUGAGUCGUUACAUUGGGAAGAGUGAGGAGGAUAUCUUUCUGUCUUCUAAGGCCAGUCUCUCUCUGCACAACAACAUCCUCACCCCAGACACGAUACCAGAGUUCUGCCUGCCCCCCAGGCUUUGCAAGAGGAGCCCGCUGCUGGAAGCUGAGACGACGGCACCUUUCCUGCUCCGUCAGAACCAGAUGCCCAAGAGCAGCACUUCUAAGACGAAGGACAUGAAGACGAAGAAUGGUGAUGUGUCGAUGGCUUGGAAGGCUUCACAGAAACCUUUGCCAUUCUCUGCAGAGGGGUAUGGCCUGGCUGGGAUAUAUGAGAGCCCCAACACUCGAAGGAAAGAGUCUCUCUUCCACUCAAAGUGCCCUGAUAACAUGUUUGAUAGAAGCCUUCCUACUGCAGCACCCAGGCUGGCAAAGGUGACUAACCUGCCCAAGAAAAAGUUAUCAGGGUUUUCCCCUCUGUUUUCUUCCAAAAGCCUUUCAGAGACAAGAAGCACAGGAAGUGAAACACCUUCAACACCUUCUUCCAGUGACUCCUCUCCCCUCAGUUCUCCUUAUACUGCUAAAUCCUCCCUCUAUUUCCCACCAGGUAGUGGCCGACUUAAAGGAGCAACGUCCUGUCCUUCAUUAAUUGACAGCAGGGAGAACAGAGGGAGGUGGAAAAGGGCGGUUUUAAAUUUAAUAAACUCGCCCAGUAGCCCUCCAAGCUUAGAGGGAAGCUCACUCACCUUAGCCCCACCUGUCCUCUUUCCGUUGGACGUUCUGCAGUACCAGGAGAGACUUCCACAUGAGCACGUCCUCCAUUUGCAGGGCCGUGGUAGAGUCUGCCUCUUCGCCGAGCACAGCACAGUCUCCACCAACACCUUCUCAUCCCUGUCCACAGUCAGAGUCCGUGUGGUGUCUGUGGAAGGUCUAAGGGAUGACACUGACCGACGGACCCUGAACUGUGCAGUCAAUCUGUGUCUGACCCCGGGGAUGCUGCAGCAGCAGGAGAGCGCCACCAUCAGGAACAACCCCAGCCCUGUGUUUAAUGAAGAUUUCUACUUUACAGAGCUCAGUACCGACGAUCUGCUGAAACUGCAGUUCAGGUUAAAAGUGGUGAAUAAACCUGCAGCUGGAAGACUGAGGAGAGGGACUGUGAUUGGAGUGAUCACCAAACCACUCUCUCAGUUACUGCCUCUUAAAAAACGGGUAGAGGAAUAAUUCAUUUUGUGUAAUUUGGUGGGAAGACAGCACAUGAUAUGUGAUAAUUACUACAAUAUCUACAAAAGAAAAAGGUUGAAGAGAGGGACAUAAUAAAUAAUAUAGUUUAUGUAGGCUGUAUGAGCAUUUUGUAGCUGCUGUAAAAUAAAUCCCAGAUGGUAGGAAUAUUAAGCAACAUGGGAACAGUAUUUAAAUAUGUACAGAAUCAGAAUCAGAAAUACUGGGAUGCUACAGUUGCUCUUAUAUAAUACGCAUAAAGAAAUAUGAGGAAAA